This is a messenger RNA of Akanthomyces muscarius, 2313 nucleotides long. RefSeq lists its product as uncharacterized. Lineage: Eukaryota; Fungi; Ascomycota; Sordariomycetes; Hypocreales; Cordycipitaceae. The record is from RefSeq and is a predicted model, not a curated record. The transcript has 6 exons. The coding region runs from base 1 to 2313 and encodes 770 amino acids. Gene Ontology annotation, molecular function: protein binding. Gene Ontology annotation, biological process: anaphase-promoting complex-dependent catabolic process; positive regulation of mitotic metaphase/anaphase transition; protein K11-linked ubiquitination. Gene Ontology annotation, cellular component: anaphase-promoting complex; nuclear periphery.
AUGGCAGGCGACGCGUCGUUGCAGUUGCUCAGCGAGGCCGAGUAUGAAUUCAAAGCGCCAAACGGAUUCCCUGUCAGCUGUCCCACGCUCGACUUAUCGGCAACGUGGGACGGCGGGGAUAAAAACCUCUUCAUAUACCGCCCGCCGAACCAAGCCGUUUCCAAGAUUCAUCAGGUUGGCUUGCCUGGCACAAAGGCCCCGGAUGCACUAGCUGUGACAUGGAAGCCAGAUGGUCAAUUCCUGGCGGUAGGCUGGACCGAUGGGGCAGUUCGCAUCAUGGGUUUGGAGAACAACAAGGCGGUUCACCACAUGCAGCUCUGCGAUGAUGGCGCAGCCAAAAUAACACAUAUUGGCUGGGCCACCAGCAUAAUCACCAAGAAAUUAGGGAAGAAAGCACUGAAGUCGAGCGAGCAGCUACUAGACGGGAUGGAUUUGGACCACAGUUCUGGUGUUUUGGACCUCCCGCUGGAGUUGACCUUUCUCGAGGUGGACACGGCGCUUCCCAAGAUCAGUCCUCUGCCCACUGCCAGUGCUGGAGUUGGUGAUGAUGCCACAGUCUUUACUCUGCGGACGGGAAUUGAGUUCCUCUUCCAAGCGCCGAAGCGCUCCGAAUAUGACCAAGUGAACGUGAUGGUGGUCGGGACCAGCGACGGGCAGCUGCACCUCAGCAUCUAUGAUUCCUUUGUAAUAGGAGUUUUCCCAGCCCCUAGCCUCGGAGCGCUUCUUGCGCCCCGUCUCGUCUUCCACGCAGCAUACCCAACGGUGUCUACACAGGCAUUGCUCAUGGCAGACGAUACGAACAACCCCGCCGAGCUACACAUCAUCCCUAUGGAUCUGCCCUUUGUCUCAUCUUCGCCCAUCAAUAUGUCGCUGCUGGCAUCGAAGCUUACAGCACUGCAGACGCUGCUGCGUUAUCUAAAGCAAACUCAGCUACACAUGUUGACCGAGUGGAAGAAUGCACGAGAACUUCCUACUAGAUUUCUCAAGAGUGUCGAAGGAGAUUUGGAAGGAAUGCAAAGCGGACCCAAAAACAUUGUCGCUGCUUUAUACCACACUGCCGUUACUGGCCAUGCCUACGAGCCGCUACGGGAGUGGCUAGUGGACAGUCUUGCAGAACGAGGACACAAAAGAUGGGACAAGGCGGUUAUCGGUGGUCUGGAAGGUCUUCGCAACCUCGUUCAUGAGAACCUCCUCCCCGGCCUCGAACGCUGUUCCAUCAUCCUCAGCCGCCUACGCGGCUUCGCCCAGUUCUACGACACGCGUGACGACAUUGGCUUCACCACGACGCAGGUCAGCCGGGUGCUCGACAUCGUCAGCUGCCUGAGCCUCGUCGGGCACAAGAUCCUGCUGCACGCCAUGGACGAGCUCGAGCACUUUGUCGCCUUUUCCAGCUGGCUGCGCUUCCAAAUCGACCGCUUCGCCUCGCCCGGCUCCGCCGCGACCGACGAGCUCACGGAGAAGGAGGCAACCAUGGACACGUCGCGCGUGCUGACGUAUAUUGAGCGCUACCUCACGGCCAGCCCGCUCGACGCCUUCUUCGACGACGUCGCCCGCGAGGACUACGACGCGGACUGGGCCCAUGUAGAGGACGGGCCGAGCCUGCUCCACGUCCUCGACAGACAGCUGAAGAAGCAGGAGGCGGGCCAGCCGGCGAUGAAGGCGCUGCUGCACGUCGACUUCUUGGUGGACUACGCGACUACCUGGACGGGCCGCAUCUUUAAGGACAUUGCGGACGCGAAGAAGCGCAGUGUGAGGUUUGGCGUGCCGAUGAGGUUGCGGAUCGGAGGGCCCAUCAGCAAGAUGGAUGUCAAGAUGGCAGAGUCGACCAAUACUGGUGGCGGAACCAUAUACACUGCGCUUGCAUCCAAGGAGGCAGCGAACAAAGUCUACAUCUUCCAGGCUGAGCUGAGCAUUGUGAAUGGAAUCAGCUCUAAUCAGACUUUAACGUGGCGCUGCCUUGAUCUCGGCGAAUCAAAGCUCAUCGACCUCCGGUUCCUCGACGCAACGACUCUCGUACUUCUUUGCACUGGUACAGAAACAAGCAACCCCGCCAUUUUUACGGUUCCCGUUCAGUCGGACGCCGCUGCGCUGUACGAGCCAUAUACCGAGAAUGCAGCGCCGGAAUCCAUUCCCGGCACGCCGCUUGCUGCAGCAGGGGGCACGGAGUACCACCUGCCGGAGGAAUGUGCGAUGCGGCCCGUUCGGAUGGAGGUGCACAGCGGGCACGACGUCAGAGGGCAGAUACCGGCGCGCAUCUGUCUGCUUGCCAGCAACAGAACGACCUGGCGCACCUUUACCUUCGAUAAUAAGUAG